AUGCAGCUCACCACUCUCAUCCCCCUUCUCACCCUCCUUGCCACGCCUGUCCUUUCAUCCUCCUCUCACUCCUCCCCUCUGGAACGACGCAAUGCCCACGCCAAGCUCAUCGCGAGGGAAGAAUCGGCAGCUCUCCACGCCAGAGCAGCUGAACGAAUCGCAUCCCAAGUCGCCAAACGAGAGGCACCCGUCGCUCUGAAGGAAAAACCACGUAAAAUCAAGAGAGGAGGUGCAUCAGGUUGCAGAGUCAGAGGAGCGAGCUUUUCGCCUUCCGCCGCUAGCUCGACAUCAUCUACCGCCGCCGCAGCGACGACCAGUGCGACCACGACGACUCAGGCUCCUGCUUCGACCACCGCCACUACGACCGCACCUACCGAGCAGGCGGAUGUAGAGUCUCAAGCCAGUGCGAGUGCCUCCCCUUCGACUAACAACCUGGCGGCGAACGCACAGAUCUCGGUGAGUUUGACCCCUCUAGCGAACCGAGCGAAUAUCGGUGGCGGCAGCAACAACAACGGUGGUGGUGGAUCGUCCAACGUAGCACUCACUCCCAACGGUAUCAAAGCUGGUCUCUCUGGAACCGACACCAUCCCCUUCUUUGGCAACCACGUCUCUUGGUUCUGGAAUUAUGGCCCUGACCCCGAUACCAAUUCCAACCUCGUGUUCAUGCCUACCUUGUGGGGUAACGGAAACCAAGGCGGACAAGACUGGACUCGAUUGCAAGAAUUUCAACAGAUCAACUGGAACCCACAAUAUGUUCAAGGAUUCUAUGAACCUGAUUGUUCACCUCCCAUGUCAUCUUCCAUCGACCCCGUCACGGCCGCUUGGCAAUGGAACCUUUGGGUCGUCCCUUGGAGAGCGAAGGGCGCUCUUUUGGUCUCACCUGGAAUGUGUAAACAAUUCAACGAAGAUUGGUUGACACCUUUCCUAAACGCCGGUGCGGCCCAAUGGGAUAUCACGUCGAUUCACAUCAACAAACUGGACUUGGCCGGCGCUCAGGCUGACGUGGAUUAUUACUGGAACACGUAUGGCAAGCCGAUUUGGGUCACAGAGUUUGCCUGCGUCGACGACCAAAACGGUUUCGUCCCAUCCACUGACCAAGGUCAAAUCAACCAAUACAUCAACGACCUCGUCAACUUUUUCGAAGGCGACAGCCGUAUUGCCGCGUACUCCAUGUCCGAAGGUAUGGGUCUCGGUGACGUCUGGCCACCCUAUGCGAAUGGGCAGUUGACCGAAUCGGGUCAAACUUACCUCAAUGCCGUCUCGCAAUACCACUAG
This is a messenger RNA of Kockovaella imperatae, 1275 nucleotides long. Its product is annotated as glycosyl hydrolase catalytic core-domain-containing protein. The transcript is spliced from 4 exons. Gene Ontology annotation, biological process: fungal-type cell wall polysaccharide metabolic process. Gene Ontology annotation, cellular component: fungal-type cell wall. The coding region runs from base 1 to 1275 and encodes 424 amino acids. The record is from RefSeq and is a predicted model, not a curated record. NCBI's taxonomy places the organism in Eukaryota, Fungi, Basidiomycota, Tremellomycetes, Tremellales, Cuniculitremaceae.